GGUUUCUGGAGAUCCUCGCUUUUUUUUCGAAUCGGGGAGGGGAGAGAGAGGAGAGAUGAAGGAGGCGGCCUCGUCGGGGGGCGGGAGCGCCGGGGGAAGCGACCCGCGGAUGGCGUCGACGGCGAGGCCGUACACGCCGCCGAAGCUGUCGCCGCAGGACCUGCCCAUCGACUACGCGGGGUUCCUCGCCGUCGUCUUCGGCGUCGUCGGCGUCAUGCUCCGGUACAAGGUGUGCUCAUGGAUCGCGAUCAUCUUCUGUGCACAGUCUCUGGCGAACAUGAAGAACUUCGAGAAUGAUCUCAAGCAGUUGUCCAUGGCUUUCAUGUUUGCUGUUAUGGGUUUGGUGACGAACUAUCUUGGCCCACCUCGUCCAGGCAGUACAAAGCGCUAAUCUGGAUGCACGAUACGGAUUGUAUGAGAUAUCACUUGUAUUUUGAAGCUCCAGAGGUUAUUGGCAGCUUACAUCUCUGAAUUUUAUCUGAGCAUGCAUCAAUUAUACUUACUCAAAUCAUUAGAGGACAUGAAUAUAUAUGAUGCUCGAUAAUUUAAUUUUGCGGUACUAGUUCUUCUGGGUGUUAUUUUCUUCUAGAUUUCUCUCUCUCUCUCUCUCUCUCUCUCUCACACACACACAUUUUAGAGCGAUGUCUACAUCAAGCAAAUUGAUCGGUGCUCCUUGAGCUCUGGAUUUUAUUUCUGUUUUGUUUUACUGGAUGAACAGUCACUUUCUAAAGCAUGUAUGCUCGAGAGUUGAGAAUAAAGUGCUGCAUGUAGUGACAA
Oryza brachyantha (malo sina) is the source of this 777-nucleotide messenger RNA. RefSeq names its product protein Asterix. NCBI's taxonomy places the organism in Eukaryota, Viridiplantae, Streptophyta, Magnoliopsida, Poales, Poaceae. The transcript is spliced from 3 exons. Bases 56 to 391 code for a protein of 111 amino acids. The record is from RefSeq and is a predicted model, not a curated record. Gene Ontology annotation, cellular component: endoplasmic reticulum membrane. Gene Ontology annotation, molecular function: protein folding chaperone. Gene Ontology annotation, biological process: protein insertion into ER membrane.